This is a messenger RNA of Microsporum canis CBS 113480, 765 nucleotides long. RefSeq names its product iron sulfur assembly protein 1. Lineage: Eukaryota; Fungi; Ascomycota; Eurotiomycetes; Onygenales; Arthrodermataceae. Gene Ontology annotation, cellular component: cytoplasm; mitochondrion. The transcript is spliced from 2 exons. Gene Ontology annotation, molecular function: 2 iron, 2 sulfur cluster binding. Gene Ontology annotation, biological process: iron-sulfur cluster assembly. The coding region runs from base 1 to 765 and encodes 254 amino acids. The record is from RefSeq and is a predicted model, not a curated record.
AUGUCGCUGUGUCAAGCUUCUAUCAAGCCUGUGACAUCAGUGCUUCGCUUGGUGCUCAGGUCUAGACAACAACGGCAAUGCACACAAAGCAUCAGGCUUUUCUCUUCUUCCUAUCCGGCAUACUCGUCCACAAAACGUGAACUCCAGACGGCAACCGCUUACCGCCCAUAUUCUCUUCCCGAGUCCGUUUCCCCUCCGCCGCGGAAUGCGGGUACUCCAGAAACAUCUAUCUCAAAUGGAAUCCCCGGUCUAAGCGCUACCCCAUCAUACCCACCACCGAAUACUGCGCCAUCAUCGAAGGAAGAUGGGAAGCUCCCCGUUUCGUCUUAUUCUCUACCGGAGGGCGAAACGCAGAAAUCUAAACCCGUAUCCGGCAGUGAAUCCACAACCCCAGCUUCACAGACGAAAUCAAAACCACGCAAGAGCAAACUACGUGCAAGGAAGGCAGCCGUAUCACUCACCCCGACUGCGUUAUCCAAACUUCGAGACCUUGUUUCCCAGCCAGACCCGAAGCUGAUCCGGAUAGGGGUGAAAAACAGAGGCUGCUCUGGGUUAUCUUACCAUCUCGAAUAUGUUGAGAAACCGGCUCCCUUUGAUGAAGUGGUUGAGCAGGACGGUGUGAAGGUCUUGAUUGACUCUAAGGCUCUUUUCAGCAUAAUUGGUAGUGAGAUGGACUGGCACGAAGACCCACUGAGUAGCCGCUUUGUAUUCAACAACCCAAAUAUCAAGGAUGAGUGCGGUUGUGGCGAAUCGUUCAUGGUAUAG